AUGCCACAGAUCACCGGAUUAUGUGGCGCCAAUCGUGGCUGGAAACUACUCUGCUUUAACGUCAUAUAUAUUUCUUCCGGUCUAAAACAGAUGCGAAAAUCGCAUAUUUCGUUUAAGAAACAUAAAUUUACCCAAAAACUUGAUUGUAAACAGCUUCUUUUAGUCGUCAGAUGCAAUACCGCAUCUGUCACUUGGUACUGA
This is a messenger RNA of Ambispora gerdemannii, 201 nucleotides long. NCBI's taxonomy places the organism in Eukaryota, Fungi, Glomeromycota, Glomeromycetes, Archaeosporales, Ambisporaceae. The record is from the annotation of a GenBank genome assembly.